Panicum virgatum (switchgrass) is the source of this 1139-nucleotide messenger RNA. RefSeq names its product RING-H2 finger protein ATL79-like. Lineage: Eukaryota; Viridiplantae; Streptophyta; Magnoliopsida; Poales; Poaceae. The transcript is spliced from 3 exons. The coding region runs from base 152 to 898 and encodes 248 amino acids. The record is from RefSeq and is a predicted model, not a curated record.
UGUGAAGCUAGAGGCGGUUAGGAAAAGGUACAACAGCCCACAUGUAAAAGGCUGCGCGCCACAUCACCCUAGCACAGCUCGUCACCUCCCUCCCUGCGCCGUCCAAAUCACUCCAUGGGUUUCACCUGCACCACUGCACCAGUCAGUCACCAUGGGCAUGGCUGCCUAUGGGGAGGAAAGGAAGGAAGAAGCAAGCCAUGGUCAUCCAUAUAAAGGACGGACGGACGAGACCAAGUAUAAUCACUCACACCUAGGCAGGCCAGGAGGGACCUAUCUGAUUGAAUCACAGCACACGCAGGCCAUGGCCAUGGCGCCGCAGGGUCAGGAGCAGCACCACGAGCACGAGCAGCCGCAUGGCCAGCGCCCGGUGCCCACCACCCGCCCCGCCGCGCCUGGCCGCACCAUCGCCACCAACCGCUGGGGCCCCUACUCGGGCGCCGGCGACUUCGCCAGCAACAUGGCCGUCAUCCUCGCCGCCCUGCUCGCCGCGCUGGCGCUCGCCCUCGCGCUCAACGCCGCCGUGCGCUACCUGCUCCGGCGCGGCCGCCGAGCCCGGCGCGCUGCUGCUGCCGGCGGCGCGGCGGGGGCGCACGAGGACCCGGAGAAGGCGGCCGUGGAGGCGCCCCCGCCGCCGCCGGCCCUGGUGUACUCGGCGGCCGGGACGAAGCUGGCGGGCGCCGCGGCGGAGUGCGCCAUCUGCCUGGCGGAGUUCGCGGACGGGGACGCCGUGCGCGUGAUGCCGGCGUGCGGCCACGGCUUCCACGCGCGCUGCAUCGAGCGCUGGCUCGCGGGGGGACGCCGCUCGUCCUGCCCCACGUGCCGCGCGCCGCUGGCCGCCACCGCCGAGAUCGGAGCCACCACGGCCCAGGCCGAGGCCGCCGCGUCGCCGUCAUCUUGAGACUCCCAUCCAUGGCUUGCUUGAAUUUACUUUGGUAGCAACUUGGCGACCCUGUUCCUGUUGUAAUGUUCUUGGCAGGCGUUGCUUCUUCUUUCUUUCGUUUUUCCAUUUUGCUAGUAUAUAAGUAUGUAAAUAUUUGUCUCAGCAGAUCAUUCAGAGGAGAGUAGAGCAGAGAAGGUAAUUGAAGUGGAUGGAUGAUGAUUUCGUUUGAUGCCUUGUGAAUGCUUGGUGUUUUUUGAUU